UGGGACAAUUAGAGGCAAGUGAGUUUCUCUGCCGACCGGAGCUCAGAGCAGGGCUGAAAACUGUUGGUGCAACUUCAUGCAGGUUUCUUGGAGCCUUUUUUUGGACUGAAUCGACUCCGUUUUUUAACUUAUGUGCAGUGAAUAUGGUUUGUAAAAACCGGCUGCUACUCUUCGAUGCUGCAGACAGUAGAGUCGUUUUAGGCUUUGUACUUUGAUUCGGUUGAUUUUUAAAUGUGAAUAUAAAGAUUUUUCAUUUUAUUUUUGACAGUAUUAUUUUAUUGCAUCAGCUCCUCCAGUUCGCCUCUGGGGCCUUAUUCAUUAGUAAGCACAAUCUACUUCAUCGGGUUACACGCGGCUGCGGAGCUACGUGACUGCACUCAUUCGCAGCUUUACUAAAAACGGGAACUGACUACUUGGAAACUGCCGGUCAGCAUCUUUUGUCUCUUCUGACUAGGACGGUGUUUUCUUUUUUUCUUCUUUUUUUUUAUGUUGGAUUGUUUUUUUAUUGUGUGCAUCGGGAGGCAUCAUCCACCCGCCUCCACUCGUAGACAUCGCGAAAUGAAACUCGGUUUUGUCAUCCAGACUGCAGUGGCGCUUUAUCUGCUGCUCUCACCUGCACAGAGUCUUCCCUUGUCAGGCAUAAACAGUACGACUGAAGUGUUGAUGUUCCAAGAAGUGUGGGGCCGCAGCUUCUGCCGGACCAUUGAGAAGCUGGUAGAGGUGGUGCAGGAGUACCCAACAGAGGUGGAGCACAUCUACAGCCCCUCCUGUGUGCCGCUGGUGAGGUGUGCAGGUUGCUGUGGGGAUGAAAACCUGGAGUGUCAUCCCACGCAAACGACAAACGUCACCAUGCAGCUGUUGAAAAUCAGGCCCUCAGAGCCAGAUCAAGAAUAUGUUGAGAUGACGUUUGUGGAGCAUCAGACAUGUGAAUGUAGAGUCAGGAAACCUAUUGUGAAGGUUGAAAGGAAAAGACCAAGAGGAAGAGGAAGGAAGAGGAAGGAGAGACAAAAAACAAAAGAAUGUGACAGGUGCCAGAACCCUCGCAGGUAACUGCAGUGGCGACCCAACCACCUGUUGCAGUGUGGCUCACUAUUUAUUUCCAACCCAGUGACAGCAUCAAGAGUCUCCUCCACUCAUCUAUUAAUACUGGGUCUGCAGACUCAAACAGCUGGGUUGUUUUGUUGACACGCCCUCCUGCUGAUGGGCACAGCGUUUGUAAUGACGAGCUUCAACAGGAAGUGUGUUUUGAUUGGUGGAAACACUGCUGUUCCACACCUGACACAAUGGACAUGCCUGGGAGCCAGUGCAAUGUAGAACCAAACAGACAAUGCCUUCUAUUUUAUACUAGCUAUUACUGUAUCAGUUAUUGUAAUUUGGUCAUUUCUUUGGUAUUUAAAGGUGGCUACACUUGUUUAAAGUCUAUAUUUAUUGAUACAGCUAAAUAUAUUUGGACCAAUCUUUAAAAAGUUUGUCAUUCUUUGUUCAAACAUUAUCCAAGAAGCUUUGACUUGUCAUAGCAGCAUAUGUUGGACUGAGUGUGCAGCUGCUUUGUACAUUCAAUAAUGUAAUGUCUCCCUCUAGUGUUUAUGGAAACAGUGUUCAAAACUACUCUAUAGGAAAGUAUUUUUUUUCUAGGUCAACUCCAGAAAUGAGAUUAUAGAAAGGGCAGUGUUGUCAGCCACAUUCAAUCACAUCAUUAGCUUAUUGGAGUCUUCUACCUAUUCGUUCUGUAAGUAUAGAUAUGAGUUUGAAGUGUUUUACUGUCAAUUCAGACCAAAUAAGAACAGUAUUUAUCAGAAAAGGAUUAUGUCCACAGAAGAUUGUGUAUAAAUAAAUAACUGUGAUAUAUCAAAGAACAGACAAGGCAAGCCCAGUAGGAAUGGGCAGAUCACUACACAAAUCAAUACACUCAAGCACUAAUUUGGUGAUGAUACCUAUGAAAGAGUAUCAGUUAUAAUUGUUUUUUCACUGUUUUAAUGCCAUUGCAAGGUUCUCACAGAUAUAAAAGCAUUUUCGGUUGUUUGUGCAGUUAAGCAGCACACAUUUGUGUCCACCCUGGUGAGUGUCUCCCAUAAGCCCACACCACAGGUGGCUUCCUUUGUCUGUUUUUGGAAACACUGCAGUUAGGAAGGGAUCAAUUGCAGUAGUUCUGUAAAAUUAUGUCCUUUUGUAUUUUUUUUCAUGAACUACAUAAAGAAAAUCUCUAUGACAAUGUAAAAAUUAACAUUUCUACUGUGUUAGUAUUUUUAUUUCAUUUAAAUAUUUAUUUUGUAAUUAAAUUGUUAUGUUGUCAGCUUG
This is a messenger RNA of Morone saxatilis (striped sea-bass), 2298 nucleotides long. RefSeq names its product placental growth factor b (gene pgfb). The record is from RefSeq and is a predicted model, not a curated record. Bases 487 to 1050 code for a protein of 187 amino acids. Gene Ontology annotation, biological process: positive regulation of protein phosphorylation; response to hypoxia; positive regulation of mast cell chemotaxis. Gene Ontology annotation, molecular function: chemoattractant activity; growth factor activity; vascular endothelial growth factor receptor binding. NCBI's taxonomy places the organism in Eukaryota, Metazoa, Chordata, Actinopteri, Moronidae. Gene Ontology annotation, cellular component: membrane. The transcript is spliced from 7 exons.